AACACCAAAUAUUUUGUCAAUAUUAUUUUCAUAGUUGUCAGUAGUGUUGUUUAAAAUUUAUAAUUUCUUGCAAAACCCAACAUGUCAGUAGUAACAUACGAAAAACCGAUUCAACACAUCGGAUUAGCAGACUGGUAUGCCAAACAGUGGCAAAACCAACAAACCAACGACACUCGAAGAACCGACGCCUUCAAUUUAAGACACGAAUCGAGACAAUUACGAAAUGAAACUAACAUUCGAACAGAAUGGGACACUUACCACAACAAUGUGCGUCUAGCUGAUCGCAUUACAGAGCUCGACAGAUGGAGAGAUGUCCUGAAAUCUUGUUUAGAGAGAGUCAAUAAAGAAAUUUUGUCACUGAAAGACGAAAAAUUUUCGACUGAAAGAGAGUUGGACGCUCUGGGAAUCCCACUUGGAGUUGUGGCCGAAUGCAUUUCGAUGAGAGACUGCCGACAAGGGGCGGAAUUGACCUACGAUGACGGUGACACCGAACUGAAAAGGGAAUUGUGUGUUGUUGAAGGAGUCAAAAAGCUUCUAGUUGAGCGGUGCCAAGCAGCUUGGGAAAAACUAAACAAAUUGGAAGAAGUUCGCUUCAAAUUAAAUUUGGAAUUAAAUGACAAAACCGAAGCCAUUGAAAUUGAUAAAGAUCAACUAACUUUGGAUAAAAAUUGUGCUAACAUAAGUUUUAAAACUGAUCCGUUACGAAUUGUGAAAAAUUCAAUCCCGUAUGAAGCUUGGUUGGAACAUUCUCGCUACAUCAAAGAACUAUCAGAUAACGAACUUGCCGACACUCACAAACUCCGAGAAGCUUUAUUCGUAGUGAGAGAAAGAGCCCGAAAUGAUUUGAGGGCUCAAAGAGAUCGAGUCGAUUUUACUCUUCGUAAAAGAAUCUACGAAACGCAAAAAGCCCGUAACGAACUCGAAUGGCAACAAUUCAAAAUGCGAGAGGAAAUGGAUAAACUUCUUAAAGAGAUUAAAACAUUACAAGAUGCACUUCUAGCAAAAACUGAUGCUUUGAAAUUAUGCGAAACUCGGUUAGAAAAUAGAGCUUAUCGUCCUGGUUUCGAAUUGGCCAGAGACGAGACUGAAUCAGGUCUGAAAAAUGAGGUUACACAAUUGAGACAAACGAGAAAUGAUCUAAUUAAUAAAAUUAAUUGUGCUAAAGCCACAUAUAAUGCGUUGGAGAAUCAACAAAUUAUUAUUGACACUGAUUUGGAAAAUAAAGGUCAUUCGUUGAUGACUGAUAUUAGAUGUCUGGAUAUGAGGAUUCGAUUGCGGUCUGGGGAAUUUGCAGGGCCUGGAACAGAUACUGAUAGGAAUAUUCAGUUGACAAGAAUGGAACAAGAAAUACCACCAACGUAAAUUAGAAAUGGAAAAGUCAAGAUGGGAAAAUUACAUGUGUUCUAGUAGUCGUUUUAGUAACAAUUGUUUGGUGUAUUUGGGCAAUAAACAUUUUUAUCAAUCCUA
Tribolium madens (black flour beetle) is the source of this 1467-nucleotide messenger RNA. Its product is annotated as tektin-2. Gene Ontology annotation, cellular component: nucleus; microtubule cytoskeleton. NCBI's taxonomy places the organism in Eukaryota, Metazoa, Arthropoda, Insecta, Coleoptera, Tenebrionidae. The record is from RefSeq and is a predicted model, not a curated record. Bases 82 to 1362 code for a protein of 426 amino acids. The transcript is spliced from 3 exons. Gene Ontology annotation, biological process: cilium assembly; cilium movement involved in cell motility.